Pollicipes pollicipes is the source of this 974-nucleotide messenger RNA. Its product is annotated as dolichol-phosphate mannosyltransferase subunit 1-like. Gene Ontology annotation, biological process: dolichol-linked oligosaccharide biosynthetic process; protein O-linked glycosylation via mannose; GPI anchor biosynthetic process. Gene Ontology annotation, cellular component: endoplasmic reticulum membrane. The coding region runs from base 1 to 735 and encodes 244 amino acids. The record is from RefSeq and is a predicted model, not a curated record. The transcript has a single exon. Gene Ontology annotation, molecular function: dolichyl-phosphate beta-D-mannosyltransferase activity. Lineage: Eukaryota; Metazoa; Arthropoda; Thecostraca; Pollicipedomorpha; Pollicipedidae.
AUGACCCAGGAUGCAGGCGACAGCCACAUGUACUCGGUUCUCCUGCCGACAUACAAUGAGCGUGAGAACCUACCCAUCAUUGUGUGGCUGCUGGUCAAGUACUUCACCGAGGCGAGCGUCGAGUUCGAGAUCAUCGUGAUCGACGACGGCAGUCCUGACGGCACGCUGCAGGCUGCCGAGCAGCUGCAGCGCAUCUACGGAGAAGAGCGCAUCGUGCUGCGGCCGCGCGCCAAGAAGCUGGGCCUCGGCACCGCCUACAUCCACGGCGUGAAGCACGCGCGCGGCGACUUCAUCGUCAUCAUGGACGCCGACCUGUCGCACCACCCCAAGUUCAUCCCGCAGAUGAUCGCCCUCCAGAAGGCGGAAGACCUGGACAUCGUGACGGGCACGCGGUACAGCGGCACGGGCGGCGUGUCCGGCUGGGACUUGCGCCGCAAGGUGAUCAGCCGCGGCGCCAACUACUUGACCCAGGUGAUGCUGCAGCCAGCCGCUAGCGACGUGACUGGCAGCUUCCGGCUUUACCGCAAGGACGUGCUGCGCCGGCUGAUCGGCGCCUGCGUCUCCAAGGGCUAUGUCUUUCAGAUGGAAAUGAUUGUGCGCGCCACGCGCCUCGGCUACCGCAUCGGCGAGGUGCCCAUCAGCUUCGUCGACCGCGUGUACGGCGAGUCCAAGCUGGGCGGCUCAGAGAUUGUCAGCUUCGUCAAGGGUCUGCUGCACCUGUUCGCCACCACGUGACGUGGCCGUGACCGCGGUGACCGUGCUGGGAGGUGAGCGUGGCUCGAGAACAUUCCGAGCUGCUGCGUGGAGCAGCGGCCAAUGAACAAACACGGUGCUGGUAAUUGCUGUGGGUGACCUCUGAAUUGCUACUUUUGUACUGUCGCCUCGCCUUGGGUGAGUUCUGAAAUACCCAUGUUGUGUAUGGUAUUUGGUGGUUGCUUCACCAGGCUUAACAAAUACGAUGAGCAAUGAAAGAA